Messenger RNA from Seminavis robusta, 351 nucleotides. The record is from the annotation of a GenBank genome assembly. Lineage: Eukaryota; Bacillariophyta; Bacillariophyceae; Naviculales; Naviculaceae.
AUGGGUGACAUUUAUGUUAGACGUGCCUUUCGAAUGCCAGAGGAAGACUUCUGGGCGCUGCAUGACUUACUGAAAAGACACAUUGGUGGCAAGGUAUAUUCCAAGAAGAAGAAGCAACGCAAUGGAGCUGUAAAUGGUAUCAUCUCAAGUGCCAUUCGUCUUAGUGUAGCCUUGAGAUACUUCGCAGGUGGAUUGGCAUAUGACAUAUCGGUCAUGCAUGGAAUAUCGCAUUCUUCAGUAUACGUAAGCGUCUGGAUGGUUGUAGAUGCCGUCAAUAAGACCAAAUGGCACCCUCAGUUGGCCAUCGUCUUCCCCAAAGAACACAGCAAACAGUUCGAAAUUGCCCAAUGA